UAUAUAAUAUUAACCAAUGACCAAUCUCUGUAUCUUACUAGCAUCUUUUGCGCAUUUGUCUUUGUAUCAGCCGUAGCGGUCUGCAGGGGGAAUCGCAGAAGCUGGAGUUUCUUAGAGCGCUGCAUGGGUUUGGACAAACAUUAGGUAUUGGUAAUAUUACUGGACAAAAAUAUAUCGUUAUUGGUGUCCACCAAAGUUUCCAGCACUAGCUACAAGAAAUGAGAUUGAAUGCAUUUGCUCGUUUUUAUUUGUAUUUAUUUUUUAAAAAGUUUCUUACAUUAUAUCCGUGCUUUUUAAAGGUUAUAUCUCAAUUUUUCAAAAGUAAACACAAAAAGGAUGACACUUAAUGCCCCCUCCCUGCCCCCACCCUAUUUAGAACGUUAGCGUUCCAUUACGUAAAAAAUGCAGUACUACGUCAUGAUGCACCGCUUAUAAAUAAUCUGUUUGAUAAGGGAGAAGCAAACACAAACGAUUCGUGAGUGCAUCGUACGUGUUGUAAGAGCAAGUGAAGCUGAAAGACAUUGACAGUGAAGUGAUGGCUCCCUCUAUCAAUCUCUUCACCUUCCUCGUCCUGUCCCUGGUGGGGGGCAGCUCUUCAUGGGACGAAGCUUCGCCUUGCGGAUCCGGCUCCAUCCUGACAAGGCCCUACACGGCCUUGUGUGAGCUGGAUGCGGUGUGGGGCUUGGUGGUGGUGGUGGCGGCAGCGGCGGCGGCCCUCGCCUCGCUGAUCCUGCUCCUGGUGGUACUGUGUCGCCUGCGGAAAAUCACAGAGGCUGAGGAGCGCAGCGGGGUGGCGCCGCUACUCCUGCUGCUCGCUGCCAUAUUUGGGCUCUGUGGCCUCAGCCUGGGAUACAUCGCUGAGCACCAAGAGAGCCUCUGCUUCGCCCGGCGUGUCCUGAGGGGGGUGUUGCUUGCUGUCUGCAACACAUGCCUAGUGUUCCAGGGUCUGCGACUGCGCCGGUUGGGACAAGGUGCUCAUAGCCCCAGCACAGGUCAACUGAUGGGGCUGGCGGUGGCCUUGGCCGUGUUGGAUCCGGAGUGGAUCCUUCUAGCCACGAUGUCCACGUGCCAGCCAGCCUGUGAUUACCAGCCGCUGGACUUUGCGCUGGCCACCACUUAUGUGCUGGUCCUGCUCCUAGCAGCACUGGUGGGAGCGGCCUGCAGUCUGUGGAGGCAGCAGCCACGGUGGAGGUGCAGGACCACGUGGCUGCUCAUCACCUGCCUGGCCUCAGUCCUGCUGUGGGUGGCCUGGAUCACCUUCUGCCUGUAUGGCAACGCGGCGCUUGGCCUGCCCCCAACAUGGGACAACCGGGUACAGGCAGUGGUGCUGCUGGCACAGGCAUGGCUGCUCAUACUGCUGCACGCUGCUCCUGAGCUCCACGCCACCUUACGGCCCGCAUCCCGCAUGAGAGAGGCCAGUUUAGAGGAGGGCCUCUCUCACCUGUAGUUUGGAGCAAACCGGGACUUCGUGUUCAGUGACAACAACUCAGGUGCCCUCCCCAGCCCCCAGGAAACAUUACAUUUUAAAUAAAU
Messenger RNA from Brienomyrus brachyistius, 1533 nucleotides. RefSeq names its product G-protein coupled receptor family C group 5 member B-like. Gene Ontology annotation, cellular component: intracellular membrane-bounded organelle; plasma membrane; extracellular exosome. Bases 536 to 1447 code for a protein of 303 amino acids. Gene Ontology annotation, molecular function: protein kinase activator activity; protein kinase binding; G protein-coupled receptor activity. The record is from RefSeq and is a predicted model, not a curated record. NCBI's taxonomy places the organism in Eukaryota, Metazoa, Chordata, Actinopteri, Osteoglossiformes, Mormyridae. The transcript is spliced from 3 exons. Gene Ontology annotation, biological process: G protein-coupled receptor signaling pathway.